This is a messenger RNA of Porites evermanni, 3480 nucleotides long. The record is from the annotation of a GenBank genome assembly. NCBI's taxonomy places the organism in Eukaryota, Metazoa, Cnidaria, Anthozoa, Scleractinia, Poritidae.
AUGUGAUGAAGAGAUGGCUACCAAAGUUGUUUUGAUAACUGGUUCUUCCAGCGGAAUAGGACUGGCCACUGCUGUAUUGCUCGCUUACGAUACCGAAAAAAGGUUCAAAGUGUACGCAACAAUGAGAAAUCUUGCGAACAAGCAGCAACUCGAGACAGAAGGUAAAGAUUUCCUUGGAGACACCUUGAUCGUCAAGCAGCUGGAUGUUUGCGAAGACGAUUCGGUAAACAAGGCGGUCAAAGACGUAAUCGAGCAAGAAGGCAGAAUUGAUGUUCUGAGUGAGUAAGCAUGUAGACAAGAUGUCUCGUAUUUAUUAAAUGUGGAUGAAUGCUGUUCAAGUGGUUUCAAAAAGGAAUUCAAUACCAGUCACACUGUUUUUGUGCAGUCAUACAGCUUCUCUGUAGAUUUAUAAUGUUCGUUAUUAAAGUAAAUCAGCACUGCGAAACUUCAAUUCGAUCACGGCCAACUAUUUAGAUAAACAUAAUAACAAUAACAAGGGAAAUUCUUAGAGACUAUUUGGCAAAUUAUAGUCCACUUGGGCCUGACGUGAAUGAUAAGUGCUGUCAAACAAAUUUGUAUGGAAAUUUCGCUAUUUUAUUUAACCUCUUGAGAGCAAGUGACUACAUGUCGUUGCGUUACGCGAGCGUUUGCAACUAAUAAUGUGAUGGACUGUGAUGUGUUGAUAUAAUUAUAUUAUUGAACUGGAUUGUACCUCAACAUUGCCAUUCAUCACACCUAAAACAUUUGUCUCAUGCCUUCCUCCAUCCACGUUGGGAAAGGAAUUACAAAAUGCUUACCAUGAUACCAUGGUGCUGAAAAUAACAACCCGGCUCAACUAAUGCGGACCCUAGUGAGUACCUAACUUGCCUGAGGGAGGUUGUCUUCACAUUUUUUUGCCACCGUUAAACCACAUCAUGUGUAUGUGGUUGCAUGUACAGUCAGCUGUAAAAGAAAAGUUGAAGUCGUUUAGACGCAUUUAUCGUCUGAGACGUUAAAGUUGUCCGGUGUAAAAACGAGACGCAUAAACAAAGAUGACAACAUUGAAGACAAAACCGCAGAACGGUGACACUUUCCAGUCGUUUCUGGACGAGCUGGACAUUUAAAAGGCGUCCCAGUUUAGGGCGUCCCCUUUUUGAACAAGACUUUAGUCUUAAGACGGCGUUAACGUCUCUAAAAUAAAAUCGGCCAAUGGCGUCUUUUGCAGCGUGACAGUUCAUGUUUGACACUCAACAGUUAACGAUUCCCAAAUGUCGAAUGUGGAGCCUUAUUUACAAGGCGUAUUGGUUGAAUUAUAAUGAAUAAUAAUAAUAAUAAUAAUAAUAAUAAUAAUAAAUUAUAAAUGUCUUUAUUGCUCAUUAGAUAAAAAUACAUGUUACAGGAUAAAAAGAUUAAAAGUUCAGCUAAAUUACAAUAGAAUAAAAAGAUUAAAAAAUGCGAAAAACUAGUUACACAUGUCUGACAUAAAAUAUCAUAAAAGAUUGUAUUUAAAAAUUAACCUAUUUACAAAUGUGUUCUUAUAACGUUCGGUGUUUAUCUUGGGCCUUUGGAAGCUUUUACGUCUAAGAUUAUAGGUUAGAAUUAUGGGUAUUAUUAAGUUAGCCAAACGUAAAGGCAGAGCUCCCAUACGAAAUGAUGUACGAUUUUUAAAACAAAGUUAUCAAUUCUUUAUUCGUAAAAGAACUGGAAGACAGAGUCGUGCAAAUUUCAAAACAAAUAUUAAAUUAUUUUUUUCUUAGAAUGGUUAUGAACUCGAAAACACUUUAGUCUCAUAUAUGCUUCGAAAAAAUUGCUUUGUGUCAAAAUACAUUUUAAAAAAUACAUAGAACAGUCAGCCAAGCAUAAAUUUUUCUUGUGAUCUCAGCAAAGACCUCAGUUCACAUUUCAGUAAUGAUUAUCUGUGAUAAUAUUUUUCUAACAUUUUUCUUUGUCAGUUAACAAUGCCGGUAUGUCUCUCUUCACUGUGUUCGAAUCCAUUCCAAUGGAGUUGAUGAAGAAAUGUUUCGAGGUGAAUUACUUUGGAACUGUACGCUGCACUAAAGCUGUGAUUCCAUACAUGAAAGCAAAAGAGAGUGGUCAUAUAAUCAACAUCAGCAGCCAUGCUGGAGUAGUUGGAUUUCCUACUGCUGAAAUUUACAGCUCAACAAAGUUUGCCGUGGAAGGGCUGACUGAAUCAAUGGCACCAACUCUUCGCCAGUUUAACAUCAGGUACUUUGUUGCUAAUUGUUAUUAUUACUUCUUUAAAGAAAUUUAUUGAUAAUCUCAUACAAAAAAGCAUUCAGAGCAGCAUUCAGAGCAGCAUUCAGAGCAUAAACUACGUCGCCAUAAACAAAGAUUUGGAAAAUUACCACGGCGUGACCACAGCUAUAUUCGACAAAGAGUAAAAUUUGUUAUAAUCAUGGUUACAAUGACAUUGCAGUUGUCAUAGCAGCGAAAUGACGCCAUUACCUAUUUUACUUGCAGCCAUGUUUCUCGGCACGGGGAACUUUUCUUCCAAAAUUUUUCACGGGAACUUUUUCCCCCAAUAACCGCCUCGAUGUUCGUGAAGUUUAAGCGAAAUCUGUGUUGGGAGUUAUCGAGAUAUUUUUGGGAUGUGAGUUUUUAUGGUUUUAAGAACAGGACAAUCUUGAUGUUCGGCCGUUAUCUGUAGAAAACUAAGCGCUUUUGAAAUGCAAGUUCACCUUAUAGUAGUUUCAGUCUUUUUUAAAACGUAUGUGAAAGAUCAUGGAGGUAGCUCUAGCCGAAUGUUAGAAAGAAGGAUUUCAUUAGUACUUAUCGAGGGCUCCUGUUUUCGGUUUUGUAAACAUUUAAACAAAUAAGCGAAUAAUUUUUGAACCGCCUAAUCCAUUUUUUUAAGAAUUUGAAAUUCUCGAGAUCAGCCGUGGUUUCAUAUCAUCUUUGAUUCCAUAAUUCGCUAUUAUUUUUUUUUUGUCAGAAAUUUCGUGUUUACUAGUUAGAGCCUCUCAUUAUUCAGAGGUAUUGUCUCCAAGUUUCAUAUUAUCGUGGACAAAAAUAGCUAACAUUUCUGCCUAUUUCAAAUGUAUUGUUAGUUACUGUUGUUCCCGUGAAAAUAAAACUUGGAAACAAUACCCUGAAAAAUAAGAGCACUCACUUGCAGAUUGACUAAUUCAUAGAUUCUUGUUUCUUAGGUGCACGAUCAUUGAACCAGGUCCUGUUGAUACUCCAAUGAAAGAUAGCAAUAAUUUUAUUGAGGGUGUGGACCUGUCAUCCGCUGACCCAAAGACCGUGCUUAUACGGGACAGAGUGAUUAGCCGCUGGGGUACUUUCUGGGCUCAGCCGGAUAAGGUCUUGACUGCACCGCAAGUAGCAGAGGCUAUAAAAGAAGCGAUUCUGAGCGAAAAUCCAAACUUUCGCUACCAAACCAAUAAGCGUUACUGCCCCGAUGAAAUUGAGGCGAAACUGGCUGACAUAACUGGGAAUAAGCCCGUUGAUAUUAUCACUAAACGGUUUUGCGCCGAGUAA